ACAGUGUCCCCAGUGGAUUCCCAGUGUCCCCGGUGGGUUCCUGGUGUCCCCAGGGGUUCCCACGAUGUCCCCGGUGGAUUCCUGGUGUCCGUAGGUGUUCCCAUGGUGUCCCCAGGGGUUCCCACGAUGUCCCCGGUGGAUUCCUGGUGUUCCCAUUGGGUUCCUGGUGUCCCCAGGGGUUCCCACGGUGUCCCCAGGGGUUCCCACAGUGUCCCUGGUGGGUUCCCACAGUGUCCCCAGGUGGGUUCCCACGAUGUCCCCACUUGGUUCCCGGUGUCCCCAGGGGUUCCCACGGUGUCCCCGGUGGGUUCCCUGUGUCCCCAGGGGUUCCCACGAUGUCCCCAGUGGGUUCCCAUGAUGCCCCCAGUCAGUUCCCACGGUGUCCCCAUUGGGUUCCCGGUGUCCCCAGGGGUUCCCACGAUGUCCCUGGUGGGUUCCUGGUGUCCGUAGGUGUUCCCACGGUGUCCCCAGGGGUUCCCACGAUGUCCCCAGGGGUUCCCACAGUGUCCCCACUUGGUUCCCUGUGUGCCCAGGGGUUCCCACAAUGUCCCCGGUGGAUUCCCGGUGUCCCCAUUGGGUUCCUGGUGUCCCCAGGGGUUCCCACGGUGUCCCCAGGGUUCCCACGGUGUCCCUGGUCGAUUCCCGGUGUCCCCAGUGGGUUCCCGGUGUCCUCCAGGUGUUCCCACGGUGUCCCCAGUGGGUUCCCAUGAUGCCCCCAGUCAGUUCCCACGGUGUCCCCAUUGGGUUCCCGGUGUCCCCAGGGGUUCCCACGAUGUCCCUGGUGGGUUCCUGGUGUCCGUAGGUGUUCCCACGGUGUCCCCAGUGGGUUCCCGGUGUCCCCAGGGGUUCCCACAGUGUCCCAGUUGGGUUCCCUGUGUCCCCAUGGGUUCCCACAAUGUCCCCAGUGGGUUCCCAUGAUGCCCCCAGUGGGUUCCCACGAUGUCCCCAUUGGGUUCCCAGUGUCCCCAGGGGUUCCCACGAUGUCCCUGGUGGGUUCCUGGUGUCCGUAGGUGUUCCCACGGUGUCCCCAGUCAGUUCCCACGGUGUCCCCAGGGCUUCCCACGGUGUCCCCAGUGGGUUCCCGGUGUCCCCAGGGGUUCCCAUGAUGUCCCUGGUGGGUUCCUGGUGUCCGUAGGUGUUCCCACAGUGUCCCCAGUGGGUUCCCACGGUGUCCCCAUGGGUUCCCACAAUGUCCCCAGUGGGUUCCCACGGUGUCCCCAGGGGUUCCCAUGAUGUCCCUGGUGGGUUCCCGGUGUCCCCAGGGGUUUCCACAAUGUCCCCAGGGGUUCCCACGAUGUCCCCAGUUGGUUCCCAGUGUCCCUGAGCAGUUCCCACGAUGUCCCCGUCCCCUCCCAUGGAUCUGGUGGCUGGACUUGGCUGUGCCUGUGCCGGGCUGGUGGCCCUGGCCCUGCUGGUGGUGGCCCAGCGCCUCGGGCUCCUCUACCGCCUGUGCCACAAGGUGGACACGGCGAGUCCCCGGCAUGGCGGGGAGCUGGUGGCCGAGGUGCUCCGUGCCCACGGGGUGCGGUUCCUGUUCACGUUGCCCGGGGGCCACAUCUCGCCCGUGCUGGUGGCCUGCGAGAAGCUCGGCAUCCGCGUGGUGGACACGCGGCACGAGGCCACCGCCGUCUUCGCCGCCGACGCCGUCUCGCGGCUCUCGGGUCGCAUCGGCGUCGCCGCUGUCACCGCGGGCCCCGGUGUCACCAACACGGUGACGGCCGUCAAGAACGCCCAGAUGGCCGAGUCCCCCCUGCUGCUCCUGGGCGGCGCCGCUGCCACCCUACAAAAGGUGGGAACAUCCCAAAAAAGCCCUUCCCAAAGGGAAUUUUGGGGCAGUUUCUUUCAUUUUGGGGUUUUUUUCCCCUCAUUUUUGGGGGGUUUUCCCUCAUUUUUUGGGGUUUUCUCUCAUUUUUGGGUCCCGGUGUCACUAAAAAAAUGGGAAUUUGUUCUCCGGGGUAGAAAAUCCGGCGUUUUUUUGGGGAUUUGUCCCCAGAUCAAUGACCAAAAAUUCCUGGAAUUCAUGGAAUUAGUGAUUGUUCCUCAUAUUUUAAUUACGUAUUCAUCACAUCCUCAAAUCCAUUCAUUUAUGCAAAUUAUUCCCAUCAAUUCUUUUGGAUUUGAAGGGGUUUUGAGGGGGUUUGGGGGCAUCCCAAAAAAUCCCUUCCUGACCCCAAUUUUGGGGUGUUUUCCCUUGGUUUUGGGGUCCUGGUGUCACCGAAAACUGGGAAUUGACCAUUCCAAGGAAUUUGUUGAGGUGGAAAUCUGACGUUUUUGGGGGGAAUUCUCGUUUUCCUGGGGGAAUUCCCAUUUUUUUCGAGACCAUUCCCGGUGUUCCUGAGGGAAUUCCCAUUUUCCUGCAGCCGUUCCCAGUUUCCCGAGGGACCAUUCCCGUUAUUCCUGAGGGUCAUUACUGUUUUCCCGAGGGCAUUCCUGGGAAUUCCCAGAUCCCAGAGUGGGAAUUCCCAGAUUCCCGAGGCCGUUCCUGAAUUCCCACUGCCAUUCCCAAAUCCCCAAUGUCAUUCCCAGAUUCCUGAGACCAUUCCUGUUAUUCCCGAGAUCAUUCCCGUUUUCCUGAGGGCAUUCCCAGGAGUUCCCAAAUUCCCAACGGCCAUUCCCAAAUUCCCAAUGGCCAUUCCCAAAUUCCCAGUGCCAUUCCCAAUGCCAUUCCCAUUAUUCCUGAUGUCAUUCCUGGAUUCCUGAUGUCAUUCCCAAAUUCCCGAUACCAUUCCCAAUGCCAUUCCCAUUAUUCCCGAUGCCAUUCCUUGUUCCCGGUGCCAUUCCCAAGUUCCCGAUGCCAUUCCCAAUGGUCGUUCCCGAAUUCCCGGUGCCAUUCCUGAACUCCCGAUGCCAUUCCUGAUGGUCAUUCCCGAAUUCCCGGUGCCAUUCCUGAAUUCCCAAUGCCAUUCCCGUUGUUUUCGAUGCCAUUCCCGUUAUUCCUGAUGCCAUUCCCAAGUUCCCAGUGCCAUUCCUGAUGGUCAUUCCUGAAUUCCGGUGCCAUUCCUGAAUUCCUGGUGCCAUUCUCCUUAUUUCCCGAUGCCAUUCCUUGUUCCUGGUGCCAUUCCCAUUAUUCCCGAUGCCAUUCCCAAUGGUCAUUCCCGGUGCCAUUCCCGGAUUCCCAUGGUCAUUCCUGAAUUCCCGGUGCCAUUCCCGGAUUCCCGGUGCCAUUCCCGUUAUUCCUGAUGCCAUUCCCGGUGCCAUUCCCGAAUUCCAAUGCCAUUCCCGAAUUCCCGGUGCCAUUCCAUUGCUUCCGAUGCCAUUCCCGUAAUUCCCAGUGCCAUUCCUGUUCUUCCCGAUGCCAUUCCCAGUGCCAUUCCCGUUAUUCCCGGUGCCAUUCCCAUUGUUCCUGAUGCCGUUCCCAUUAUUCCCGAUGCCAUUCCUGAUGCCAUUCCUGUUAUUCCCGGUGCCAUUCCCGGAUUCCCGGUGCCAUUCCCGUUAUUCCUGAUGCCAUUCCCAGUUCCAUUCCUGAAUUCCCAAUGCCAUUCCCGAAUUCCCGAUGCCAUUCCCGUUGCUUCCGAUGCCAUUCCCGUUAUUCCUGAUGCCGUUCCUGGUGCCAUUCCCGUUAUUCCCGGUGCCAUUCUGGAUUCCCAAUGGUCAUUCCUGAAUUCCCAGUGCCAUUCCCAUUGUUUCUGAUGCCAUUCCCGUAAUUCCGGUACCUUUCCGAACUCCCGGUGCCAUUCCCGGUGCCAUUCCUGUUCUUCCCGAUGCCAUUCCCAGUGCCAUUCCCGUUAUUCCCGGUGCCAUUCCAUUGUUCCUGAUGCCGUUCCCAUUAUUCCCGAUGCCAUUCCUGAUGCCAUUCCUGUUAUUCCCGGUGCCAUUCCCGGAUUCCCGGUGCCAUUCCCGUUAUUCCUGAUGCCAUUCCCAGUUCCAUUCCUGAAUUCCCAAUGCCAUUCCCGAAUUCCCGAUGCCAUUCCCGU
Messenger RNA from Corvus hawaiiensis (hawaiian crow), 3914 nucleotides. It is a transcript of the gene ILVBL, whose product is annotated as ilvB acetolactate synthase like. NCBI's taxonomy places the organism in Eukaryota, Metazoa, Chordata, Aves, Passeriformes, Corvidae. The transcript is spliced from 5 exons. Gene Ontology annotation, molecular function: thiamine pyrophosphate binding; acetolactate synthase activity; flavin adenine dinucleotide binding. The coding region runs from base 1337 to 2266 and encodes 309 amino acids. Gene Ontology annotation, biological process: L-valine biosynthetic process. The record is from RefSeq and is a predicted model, not a curated record. Gene Ontology annotation, cellular component: acetolactate synthase complex.